This is a messenger RNA of Closterium sp. Naga37s-1, 3471 nucleotides long. The record is from the annotation of a GenBank genome assembly. Lineage: Eukaryota; Viridiplantae; Streptophyta; Zygnematophyceae; Desmidiales; Closteriaceae.
AUGAAUUUCUCGCACGACAAGUUCGACGCGGAGAAGUAUGUGGACGACCAGAUGCAGAUCAUGGACGAACGGGGUGUGCGGCUGCUGGUGGGGGACCUGGCGGACUACAGGCGCGUGUCAGCGGACGAGAUGCGCAAGAGCGUGUUCGCCAACUACACGGCGUUCAUCGGCACGUCCAAGGAGAUCGCCGAGCUGGAGGUGGAGCUGCAGCAGAUGAAGAACCUGCUCUCCGUGCAAACCGCGCUCAUCCACUCCCUCGCCGCGGAUAGCAUGAGCAAUGAUAAUAGUAAUAGCGCUUCUGGUGGUGGUGGGGGGGGUGGGGGUGGGGGUUCGACGCCUGCGUCGACUACCUCGUCGGUUACCACUGCUGGUACUUCGUCCACCUUCGCUGGUGCUUCGUCCUCGUCAUACGCGUCCUCGUUAGCCACCCCGCAGCAGGACGAGGAGGAGGACGAGCGGCUGUGGAGCGUGGAGGUUCCCGAGCCGACAGAGAUCGAGAAAUACGCGGAGGCGCUCCCGGAUAUACUGGAUAUUCUUAUAGCGGAGCGCAAGGUCGACCGCGCUAUAGAGCUGCUGGAGCAGGGGCAGCAGAUUGUGCAGCUGGCGCUGGCGACGGCAGGGGACGGGGCGGGCGGGGGCGGAGGCGGGGGGAAGGGGGGAGGGGGUGGGGCGGGCGGGGAGGACGAGGAGAUCCUGAGCGCGGACGCGGCGAACGCGCUGGCGGCGGCGAUCGCGGAGAGGCGCGCGUGGCUGAUGGCGCAGCUGGAGGAGACGGCGCAGCAGGCGGCUGUGCGCGGACAGGAGCUGCGCCAGGCCGUGGGCGCGCUGUACCGCCUGGGGGAGACCGAGCGCGCGCACCAGCUGCUGCUGGGCGCGUACGGGGAGCGCAUCAGGAGCGGAUCCCGCCUGCUGCGCCCCCGCGGGACCAGCUUUGGGGGGGCGUACACUGCUGCCCUGGCGCAGGUGAGUGCGUGGGGAGGGGGAGCGUUGGGAGGGGGAGGCCGUGGUGGAGGGGAGGGCCUGGUGUUCUCGGCCAUAUCUCAAGCAGCCACAGACUCGGCGCGCAUAUUCGCAUCGGACCCGGCGUGUGCGGCGGACCUGCUGCUGUGGGCGCAGAGGGAGACGGAGUUCUGUGUGUCGCUGCUCAAGCGCCACGUGCUCUCCUCCGCUGCUGCUGCUGGCGGGCUGCACGCCGCCGCUGAAUGCGUGCGCAUCGCCCUGGGUCACUGCAGGCUGUUAGAGGAGCAGGGUUUGGCCCUCUCCCCAGUGCUCUCCAAGCUGGUCCGCCCCAGUGUGGAAGAAGCCCUCGAGUUCAACAUCAUCCGCAUAGAGGACUCCGUCGCUACAAUGGUGGCCGUCGAUGACUGGGUGUUGCUGCCGCUCCCCCACGGCGCUGCUGCCACGGGCAGGGUGCGCGCGCUGCAGCAGACGCUGGGCCCGGGGUUGAUGCACCUGCGGCUGUCGAGCAGCGGCCAGCGGUUCUAUCUCUUGCUCGUGGACUUAGUGGAGGACAUUCUCCCGGUGAUCAGCCUGCAGCUGUUUGGUCGCAUUCUCGACCGCCUGGCCUCCCUCUUCGAGUCCUACGUCGCCCUGCUGCAAAAGGCCCUCCCCUCGCCCUCCGACGACGAUGACGAGGAGGACGGGGAGAACGCGGGGGAAGGAGGCAAAGACAAGGGCGGGGAGAAGGGCGGGGAGAAGGAGAACGGGGAGGAGCCGUGGCAGGACGGCAGUGUGCGGACAGCAGAGGACGAGCAGCAGCAGCUGGCGCUGCUGGGGAAUGCGUCGGCUCUCGCGGAUGAUCUGCUGCCGCGGCUGGCUCAGCGGCUCACGCUGGCUGCUGGGGAGGAAGGUGGCGGGGGAGGGGGGCGAGGGGGGAGGAAGCAGGGCGGGGCGGAUCCAGACAGGAGGCUGUCUGCUGGCGGACGGUACGCCCCCUCUCUCUCUGAAUGCUCUUUCUCUUUUCGGCUCUCGGUCCCCUCUGUUGUCCGCAACGCGGCGGAGCACAAGGAGUGGCGGAGGAGGCGGCUACAGAAGGCGGUGGACAAGUUGAGCGACGUGCUGUGCUCAAAGGGUGGGGCCCGCAAGCUCACCCCCCAUUCCCUCCCCCACCUCCCCAACUCCAACGCGGCGGAGCACAAGGAGUGGCGGAGGCGGCUACAGAAGGCGGUGGACAAGCUGAGGGACGUGCUGUGCUCGUGCCUGGUGGCGGAGUUCAUGUACGGCCACGACGGCCAGCCCAUCCUCACCGCCCACCAGUACCUCCACAUGGACGCCAAGAUGCGCCCCACCCAGUGGGCGCUCAAACCCCUCCCCUCGCCGCCUUUUCAGGCACUAUACAUGGCGCUGCACUCCAUCCACUCAACAGCCACGUACGUGCUGGGAGGGCGAGACCGCGUGGUGACGCUGCUGCUCAUGCGCCUCGCCGAGUGGCUCAUGAUGGGCCUCAUGGUCUACAGCUCCUUCUGGGACGAGCUGGAGAACGCUGAAUACGCCCUCGGCCCUACAGGCUUGCAGCAGCUGGUGUUUGACAUGUAUUUCGUGAUGCAGGUAGCCAAGGCGGGCAAGUACUCAUCCAGGGCCAUGCGCAAGGUGGCAGAGGACAGCGCUACUAAGGCUAUUGUGCUCUACACUGAUCAGACGGGAGGGGACCCCAACAGUCUCCUACAGGAGGACUGGUGGUACGAGCAUAAGUGUGUGGAGGCAAUAGAAGAACUUGCAGCAGCAGCCAGCCCAGCAGCGUCCCCUACUGAUUCGCCCAGCCGUCACCGCCGCUCCUUCUCCCAAGAAGACCCUGACGACCCACUCGCCGCCGCCCCCUCUGCUGCUGCUCCUGCCGCUGCUAGUCCUGCUGCUCCUGCUGGUGCUGUUGGCACUGGUGCUGCUGGUGGUUCUACAACUGCUGCUGCCUCGUCUCCUACAAUACCGGGUCUGCAGCAGCAGGGGGAUGGGGGGUUGUCCCAACAGCAGCAGGGCUUGGGGAGAGGUGGGUUGGAUGAGGAGAGGAGACCAGCGGCAAAGGGACAGUAUGAUAUGUAUGAUGAUGAUGGGGGGGUUAGGAGUGCGAGACCAGGAGGCAGGGGAGCAGUCCGAAGCCCUACGGGUGAAUCAGCAGGAAGGGGGGCGAGGAGCAGAGGGUUUUCAGAGGAUGAUUAUGGGAGCGGGGGCGGCAGGAGUGAGUAUGCGGGGCGGGAUAGGGGGGAUGGAAGGGAGUAUGGGAGGGAGUAUGGGAGGGGGGACAGUGUGGGGAGCAGGGAGUAUGGGAGGGAGAGGGAUGGUGCAGGGGGGUGGGAGUAUGGGAGGGAUGACGGAGGGAGGGAUUAUAGGGAGAGUGGUGGGAGGGAUUAUGGGAGGGAGAGAGAUGGAUCGUAUAGAGACAGGGAUGUGUCGUAUAGGGAGAGAGAUAGGGAUGGGUAUGGGCGGGAUGAGAGAGGUUAUGCGGGGCGACAGGCACAGAGGCGAGGAGGGUACUGA